AUGAAGCGGCACUAUUACGUGCAGAAAAUGAACAGCCAGGAAAAGUUGGGUGAAACUGGAGCCCCGGAUACGGCGGGUAUCUACACGAUAACGGUGCCAGUGGUUGACAUGCCGAGUAUGGCCAGUUCACCGGGAGUUCCGACGUUCGCUGAGAUCCUUCAGCUGCCGGGACGAGCAGCACCGGUAGCUGAUUUUGGGACGGUCAACAUCUAUGCGUCGAACGGAGGUGAUAGAAAAACGUCCAACCCGGCGCAAGGACAACCUGCCGGUAAGCCGUCCUUCGAUGAUAAGAGCGAUAACAGCAGCGACCUCAACAUGGCGGCUGCCUGCGACGAGGACAGCGAUAUCAUCUCGGAGUACAUCGGUCACUACGGUCGGUGGCAGUUUUGGUGGACGUUUUUGCUCUGCAUGUUCCAGAUUCCCACCACCUUCCAUAUCUUCUGUCUGGUGUUUCAGGCUGUAAUUCGGGACUUUUGGUGCGCUCGACCGGAGCAUCUUUCCGCGGUUCCAGUCGACGUGUGGCGCAAUCUCACCCACCCAACCGGCCAAUGCAACCAGCUUGUAGCUCCCUACGAAAGCCUCACAAUAGACACCUUCGCCGAUUACUUCCGGAGUGGAGCAGGCAGAAAUACGACCGACCUAACGACCUGCGAAGCUUACGAAUUCGACGACACCAUUUUUGGCCAAACCAUCAUCGCCGAAUUCGGGCUCGUAUGUGACCGUAGCCACCUGGCAAGCAUCGUGGAAAUGUGCUUCCUAGCAGGAGCAGCCCUUGGCAGUGUCAGCAGCGGCUGGAUCUCGGAUCAGUUCGGUCGACGUCACACGCUCAUGUGGUUCGCGCUGCUUCAGGGUGUUACAGGUCUCGCGCUCGCUUUUGUGACCAAACUUGAGCUCUUCAUGGGUCUGCGGGUGGUCCUCGGCUUCGCUUCGAUGUCGGUUGCUGUGGUCAGCUUUGUGCUGGUUGUGGAGCUAGUGAGUGGUCGAUACCGCACGAUCAUUGGCAUCCUCAACAUCCUGCCGGUGGCCUUGGCCUACAUCCUGGCUGCGGGUGUUGCGUACGUGUCACGAGAUUGGCGCACGAUGCAGAUCGCGAUCACCCUGCCUGGGUUGGCUUUAGUGACCAGCUGGGCUUGGUGUCCGGAAUCACCCCGAUGGUUGCUAGCUCAGGGCAGGUUAGACGAGCUGGGUCUGCUGUUGGAACGAGCAACCACCGCGAAUCGAUUGCUGCUUCCGGAUAACUACCGGAAGGCGUUGAUCGCUGAUCGAACGCGCUCGGAGUUAAGCGGAGAGUCUGACGCGAACGUCUCAGUUGGGGACAUCUUCCGGCGGAAGUACAUCCGCACAACGCUACUCAUGAUCGUGGUGUGGUUUGGCAUUAUCCUGAUCUACUUCGGUAUCACGCUGCAUAUGAGCAACCUCGGUGGGGAUGUCUAUCUCAACACGGUGAUCGCCGGUUCCGUAGAAUCGAUUGCCAUCUGUCUCAGCAUCGUGGUCGUGCUGAAGCUUGGAUUGCGGAUUAAUUUAUUCCUCUACAUGGUCGUGGCCGGGCUGUCCUGCAUCGUGAUGAAUUUCGUAACCGACGACAACCUCUGGCUGGUGAUUACGCUGGCGAUGAUCGUCAAGUGCUGCGUCGGAGCGUGCAACGCCAUCAUACCGACGUUCACGGCGUACCAGUACCCGACCAAGAUGCGCAACUUGGGUGUCGGAGUGGGUAAUUUCGCCGCCGGCGUGGCGCUCAUCAUCGUGCCGUACCUCUGGCUGCUGGAACACUACGAUCAAUACCUCCCGAUGACGGUGAUGGGUGUGUGCAGCAUCAUAGGCGGCCUAUCGUUGCUUCUUCUGAAGGACAAACUAAGUGAAUCAUAUCGUAAACGGAAACAAGCCAAACUGGAAUCACAUUUCAACAACACCACCACCGGCAAAGGCGAUUUACACCGUGCCUCCGUGGAUAACGACGAUUUGAAAAGGCACAUCGGUUCACAUUUCCCCCGCGAAGCAGAAUACGAGGAGGCCGGAAUCAGCAACAUUGGUUUUGCUAAAAAUGAAAGUAUUUUCCUGUAAUUUCCAACACAACGCUUUCGGUUUGUUUGCGCAGCAACAGACCAACCGCUCUCAUCCUGGUGGUGGUGCUGAGUGUCAGUUGUAGUGUGCCUCCCGUUGUGAUCAGCACGAUACAGGAGGCGAUUUUUCCUGGCAUACUUUCUAACGGAGCUAGAAGGAAUCUAAUAUAGGCCCAGGAACCUAACAAUAAAUAGCAGUGGAACGAGAUGCUUCAUCACGAUAACAAAAAGUAGUAUUUAAGUACGUUUCAGUGAGAUAUGAGACGAGAAGUAUCAGCAUUAUUUCAUGACAGUAUUUCGAACGGGUCGGGUUAGCGAUAGAGAUCAAAUCAUCGUUUUGGUAAGCAACUGGUGGUUCCUCGGCCUACGAGACUAAUGGAACGGGAACAUACACGAUCGCAGCAACGAUGCAAGAAGACAAAAGACAACAUGUGAUAUCAAGUACUAUUGUUUAAGUUACUUCCAUGUAAUACUAAGCACUCCUCCAAAAGUAUCGUAUGAUUUCGAAGAACGUGCGCAUUGGCUAUCGUUGUAAGAUAAAAACAUAUUAAGGACAUCUAUGUAGCAAGUAUUACAAACACUAGGUAAGUUAGAAUAGCUGCAACAGUGUUGAGCAAAAGGUGGUUUAGCGAGGAAGUUUUACAUUUACACUUAGUAAACACAGCAACAGUUAGCAAGCAAAAUACAUACGAUUGAUUCAUGGAAAGGCCAUGUCAAAUAAAA
This is a messenger RNA of Anopheles nili, 2783 nucleotides long. RefSeq names its product organic cation transporter protein. Gene Ontology annotation, biological process: transmembrane transport. Gene Ontology annotation, cellular component: membrane. The transcript has 7 exons. NCBI's taxonomy places the organism in Eukaryota, Metazoa, Arthropoda, Insecta, Diptera, Culicidae. The record is from RefSeq and is a predicted model, not a curated record. Gene Ontology annotation, molecular function: transmembrane transporter activity. Bases 1 to 2061 code for a protein of 686 amino acids.